Molecule: messenger RNA, 2391 nt
Organism: Penicillium brasilianum
Lineage: Eukaryota; Fungi; Ascomycota; Eurotiomycetes; Eurotiales; Aspergillaceae
Source: the annotation of a GenBank genome assembly
CGAACGGCGAAGAAACAGGGUCAGCUGAAAGAAUAAUCAUCCUCCUUUGCUUUUGUAGUCUUUUUGCUUGUUUCUCUAACCUCCUCAUGACUAUUAUCUACACUCACUUCGCUCUUCCGCCCUGCUGAGACUACCUUCUGCCGGUGCCCUUCGCCUAUCCGACGGUUGCCACAAAUUCCCCCAAGACGAUUUGCCGGUGACUCAACGACCCCUCUGAGGACGAACCCCGCGGAACGUGGGUUCUCACCUCGGUCAUCUCGACUUCUCCUCACUGUCCCACACUCUUCACCUGUUCAACCCAUUCUCCGCCUUACUAUCUUAUUCAACCCCUUCCAAAGUCUUCUCGCAGGUCGUAUCACGAUCAUCAACUAGCGUGAAGGCCCCGCCGCACCCUUUAACAUUCCGGUGCCGCUUGCAUCGCGUCGCGAAAAUACCACGACCUCCUUGGCCUUCACAUCCUCCUUCUCACCACAGCCACAACACGACUGACUCCGAGAGGACUCUCUCCCCUCUACCCGUCCCAUCUCCGACGCGAUCUACCGCUUCAAUCGCUUCUGUGUCCACCCUCCGAGCGAAAAAUCACUCGGAUCACAAGAGGAAAGACCUCGUCGAAACCAACCCACCGAAACAAAACGACACCCGCACACCAUGUAUUCGCACACUAUUCUUGCUGAGGGCUGCCUCGUCAAGUUCCCUUAAGCGAUCACACGAUCACCGUGUGCCUUUCACCAUGGAUCUCUCUCCGUGCAAUCGAGGCUUUCCUCGCCACUCCAUUUACUCAAUCUAUAACUAAAUUCCAAACAUUCCUCUCCCGAUUGCGACGAACCUGGCUAUAGCUGGACUCGAAACUUGCCAGGAAACUUCGUCGUUUCACUACUUCGCAGACCAAUCAGCGCCCAAGAUGGCCGCCACUCACGCCUCCCACCGAGAGUCAUGGGAUUCUCUUUCCUCCACCUUCGCCCACCUUGAAGUGUCCCUCUCCCAGGACAGUUGCUACGGUUCUGACGAGGUGUCUGUCUCAUCCAACAAUCCUGCUCCCCUGCAGUCCAGUGUCGAGACCUGUAUCGACAAGCGCGCCACCACUAUCCACCCGUUCUUGAAGUCGAUCCUGAAAAACUCCACUUCCGACAUACGCGAUGAAGUCGAUGAUACUGAGUCUGAGUCCGGAUACGGCUCCGAUGAUAUUGAGUUCGAUUACGAUGCCCUCUCAGAGGAUGAUGAAGAUGAGGACGAUGAUGACGACAUGUCCGAUUUUUCUAUCUGGGAGGAGACAUUAGCCGAUGUCCCUGAGACCCGGGAAGACCGUACCGACACUUUUGAUGAUGUUUUCAUCAGUUUCGAGUCCGAGUCCUCCGUUCGGUUUGCUGCCGACAUCGAAUACAUUGACAAUCCCGGUCUCGAAGAGUACGACGAACCCUCUGAUAGUCAGAUGACAUGCCAUGAGAUGAUGAUGCUCGCCCUUCAAUCCGGGUCCGCGAACUCUUCGUUCCAUUCCGAGGAAGAUAGUGACGAUGAGGACCACCCCCACCACGAGUUUAUCCGCACUUGUACCAAUCAUCCCGAAGACUUUACUCGCGAUGCAGUUGAUGUCGAUCGCCAGCUAUUCGUUGCGUACAUGAACGGCAUUCACGGAAUUGCCGACGCCAAGUACAAAACAUACAUUCACACCCAGGCAGACAACAUCAGACUUGGUCACGAAACCGAGUCUAUGCAUCCAGACGACGCACCUUGCAUGUAUCUGGAUUCGAUUCAGAAUCAUGUUAUUGGAGUCUUCCGUAACCUCCUCUCCGUGGCUGAGCUGGACGACCUCGUCGGACUCCGCAAGCAAGAGGUCGCCGCCGAUCAGACCGGCUCCAAGUCUGUCGGCCUGACCCAAAAUCAUCAUCAAGUCCUUCUGGACAAGGUCGAACACUUCCUCCUUGAUCGUCUGGCCAACGGUCGAGUCGACGUCUGUCCUGACGAGAUGAGCUUCCUUGCCGGUGGAAUCGUGCAAGCACUCGGUACGCAGGACCUUCCUGCCUCUACCUAGACCCCAUUCAGCUCAGGGUCUUGCAAAAAAACAAACAAACAGAGCUACGAGUUUACGAUUAUGAAAAUGGGUUAUUUCGGAAUUCGCCACGGGCGAACGUGUCUUCAAUGGUUCACAACAACCAUGAAAAGGAAAAGUAUUCGGGUUUUGAAAACAGAAAACAGCGCGGGCCAUGGUUUUACACCAUGUACUUUGCCUAGCUAGCACUUGAAAUUUCUAAGAAUCUUCAACUUCACCUGAUGGUUUCAGUAGUGUCGUAAGAGGACAAGGUCUCCAGACCCAGUAACCCCGUGGAAAUUGUCAGACGAAAUGCCGGUAUCAGUCAGGACACUGAAUUCUUACUUCUUCCACCAGGAUCCCCG